Cydia fagiglandana is the source of this 9809-nucleotide messenger RNA. It is a transcript of the gene ash1, whose product is annotated as histone-lysine N-methyltransferase ash1. The coding region runs from base 181 to 9798 and encodes 3205 amino acids. Gene Ontology annotation, cellular component: nucleus; nucleoplasm. The record is from RefSeq and is a predicted model, not a curated record. NCBI's taxonomy places the organism in Eukaryota, Metazoa, Arthropoda, Insecta, Lepidoptera, Tortricidae. The transcript has 24 exons. Gene Ontology annotation, biological process: regulation of DNA-templated transcription. Gene Ontology annotation, molecular function: chromatin binding; protein binding; histone H3K4 methyltransferase activity.
UUUUAUUUGAAUGAUUUGUAAACAUGGAGGCCAAGUGUUGUGCUCUCAAGUGAACCAACUGCGUUUAUCUUUGCGUUACAGAAGUUUAAUAUAUGAGACAAUGUCGUUCUUGUAUAUCCAGUGAUAUAAUGCGGGAAUUUAUGCAGUUGGACUUGGAAACAUCUUGACCAGCCUUGAAAAAUGGGUACUGAAGUACCAAAGACCCAUGAUUCAAGUGGCGAGUCGGAUUCAAAUACGGAUUCAGAGAACAGCAGUUCCAGUGAAUCAUCAGGAAGUGAAUUUGAAUGCUCAGGUGCUAAGCAGACUUCUGCUUCUAAACCCCACUUCUCCGUUACAUCUUGUGACACAGGCCUGAGGCUCAAAAUAGCUGCUAUUCCUGCUCGGAAGGUUUCACCUAGACGAAGCGCCAAGCCUUCUGUCAAGACGAAACCUUCUGAGGCUACAGACACUCAAAAAUCUAAAGUGAAGAAGAAAUCAUCAAAACUGUCCGACAGCAGUUCAAGUUCGGAGUCUUGCAGCAAAUGUUCAUCUGAUUCCUCGAGUGACGAUGAUUUGCCUCUAAAAGUUGUGUCAAAAACAUUGCCUAAAUGCGGACAGAAAGCCAGGACCAAGUCUGUCAAGAGUGAUAGUGAUGAUGAUAUGAAACUGAGUGAGGCGAUUAAGGACAUCAAGGCUUCAAAGGAGAAGCAGAGUGCGGCAAAGACUAGUAAUGCUGUGAAAAAGACUAAAAGUGAUGAACCGGUGGAGGAAGCGGCAGUGAAGAAGGGAAGGGGCCGGCCGCGCACUAAGUUCGCAGCACAAAUGCCGGAGAGCGCGGUCAGCAGCAGCACGUCGUCGUCCUCCUCGUCUUCGUCCUCAUCGUCCUCGUCCUCCUCCGACUCGGACUCGGCCGAGGCCGCGGGCUCGGCGCACGCCUCCCCGGACGACUCCAGCGCUGCCCUCGUCGCUGCUUGCCAGCUGCAGGUUAUCGAUGAUGCGGACCUCGCGGAACUAUUUCCGGAACAAACAUCGAGCGCGGCGACGCAGCAGACCAACUUCCCCGCGUUCGUCGGCGCCGCAACAGCUGACAACGACGACAAAUCCAUCGCCGAUAAUGGAGACGGGUCGAGCAGCGAAAUGGAGCUCACGCCGCAGUUAGUGACGGCUGCGAUACAGAGGGCGACGGCGGACUCGUCGGGCUCGGAAAACGAGUGCUCUAAUCCGGGCGUCCCGCACCCGAGCACCACUCAUUACGCGUCUAGUCUGUUGCAACAGUUUAAUGCGCAAACACAGUUACUCAGCAGUAGCACCGCGCCGCUCACGCCCAUCCCCACCGUCGCGGCGCCGCUCGCCUGCGCGCUGCCCGCGAACUCCAUCGAAGGCGUCGGCACCGUCAGCGACUGCGUUCUGGGCCAAAUAAACACCUUGCCCGAUAUACCGCCUAUAGCAACUAACUUCUUAAACCCCACACAGCAUCUGAGCCCCCAACAAACGGAGGAGCUCUCGCAAAUCAAUCAAGAUCUCGAAGAGAUCACUUCAGUAUCGGAAUCGGUGGGGAUAUCGAUACCUAAUCCACCAAGUCUCGAAGACUGCGUGGAUAAUAAUGACUUUAUGAAUAUAGAUAUUACACAGGGUAGCUCAGAGCUCGGAACCCCAAGUGAUAUGUUGAAAUGCUCUUCUUUAUCUGUAGUUAGUUCUGAUCUAAAUCCAAUGAGUCAUAUUGAUCCUCAGAAAUUAGAUACAAUCAGCACAAAUUCUGUUGAAUCUCAAGAAGAUGUUAAGAAUGUUAUUGUAGAAUCUAGAAGAAAACGAGGGCGACCUCGGAAAGUCAGAGAACCUGCAAACGAUUUCAGGAGUAAAGCUGUAGAAUCUCACGGAGAAGGAAAGUCUGUACUAAUCGGUAUAAAUGAUUUUCAUAAUAAUGAUCCGCCUAACGUUUCCCCCGACUCUGGUAUACUUUCCAAUCACAAUUCACCUACACAUUCCCCGCUGCGGCGGCACGACAGCGACGAGCCGCACGGUAGGCAGAGCAGAAAGUCCGUGCAGAAAGAAAAUAACACGAGGGAAAGAAGAAACAUGAGAUCGAAAUCUGCGAGUAGGAAUACUGCGCACUUGCGUUCCGACUCCAGUGAUAGUGAAUACCAGAAGAAAAGAAUAGAAAAUGAAAUUAAACAUAUCAAAACAGAAGCGCCCUCACCGGUCCCAUUAAAGCAAGAACAAAAUAAGUUCGAGAAGGCUAAGAAAAAUGAUCACAAAUUAGACAUAGCCGCACUUGAUAGAAUGCUCUACGCGACUGACCGAGUGCUGUAUCCUCCAAGAAAGAAGGUCGGUAGGAAACCUGUAAACAAAACUAAAACAACAAAGAGUCCCAAGGCGGCGAAAGAUAAAAACCACUACGACUCUGCAGACAGCGACGAGGAGUCGGCACCGGCCAACAGGUCCGUUUUAUCCGGGGUUUAUGCGAAACGUAAAGAAGUUAACAGCAAGUUAGCGAACCUUCCCAAGAAGAAUACUAAGUCUUUUACUAACACGUGGAGAGAUAAUCAGAGUGAAAACGAAGCCGCCGCCGACGACCCUUUGGACCCGACGUGGAAAGAGAUUGAUCUAAACCCCAAGUACAAAGAUAUUUUGUCUGGUUACAAAAGCGAUCACGAGUUCAAACCGUACAAGAGCUGUAGCAGGCUGAUGGAGUCUGGGUAUAAGAGUGACUACGGGUGUAGAUCGGGUUACAAGAGCGACUACUAUCGUUCCGGGUACAAAAGUGACCACAAAUCUGGUUACAAGAGUGACAAGUCCGGUUACAAAACGGAUUACAGUGUCAGGAGCAUGAGGCGGCGCAUGAGGAAGCUCAAGAAAACGAGAUCAGUGAGGGACAGGUCUUAUUAUAAAAAUCAAAAGCAUUUCGUCUCCGAUCAAGAGAUUCUAUCAUUAGCUAACAAAACAUUUAGCAGUCUCACUCUUGGCCACAGUUCAAGUGACUCAGAUUGUGAAAGUUACUUGAGAAAACCUAACGCUAGUCCUAAAUAUGUCAGUGUUUGUACUAAAUACCCAGUGCAAUCGAAGUAUAGCUUUGGUUUCUCGAAAAUGAACCGUAAACAUGUACUUCGAUUGAAUUCCUCGGACCCGUUUGCGCCGGGCCCGGUGUUUAGUGGCCUGCAGAGGCCGGUCACUACAUAUAACAUAUUCAAAGUUAGCCACAAUAACAACAAUACCCUACUCAAAUCUCCAUCAAAAUCAAACCAUUCUGGACGAAAUUUGCCUGGACUGAAACCGACAUUUACGCAUAAAUUUGGAGCGCUGCCAAUCUGUACCGUUUCGAAAUCGCACGGAUCUAAAAGCAAUUCUAAAACGUCUCCGAAAAAGAUGAAAAAUUCAAAUACACAGUUCUCACAAAGCGCGAAAAAAGAAAGCCAUGCCAAACAAAUUCCUAAUGUUUUCGAAGGCGCUAAAAAUAGCUACAUUCCGAAUAAAUCACUCACCAGAAAUGUUUUUCUAAAUGUCAAGAAAACCCAGAUGAAGCCAUUGUUGCAUGUUCGGAAACACAGAAGGACUGUAGUUCUAGCGCCGCCCAAAAUCAAUUUAAAACCUUCCGAAAGGCCUUCUAGAAUUACCAUCAAAACCGAGAACAAACAUCAUAGGCAUCGAAGUCGAAGAAGACACCGAUCGAGAUCGGUGUCUCGAUGUCGAGAGUCAUAUACGAAAUCUAUAGACACGAUAGAUCAAAAGUUCACUCAGGACAUGGACAGCUUAAUAGGCAACUUUAUCAAGUUGUGUCAAAUUGCACCUAAAUUAAUAACAGGCAUUGGCACGCCUCCAGUGAAAAGUGUCGACAAGCCUCCGCCUGAACCAGCAGCGGCCCCAAAAGUAGUCAAAAGGGGUUCCAAAAAAAGAAAGACAUCUGACAACCAGGAAACAGUCACGCCCACUACGAAACGGAGGCACAAAAAACAAUUAACAGAAUCUCAAAGCAAAGGCGGCAAGGACACCAAUGAGCACAAAUUACCUCUGAAAAAGAGACAUUACCACAUCAAUUCAUCCACAAGCAACUCCUUAAGUUUGAGUUUAGUUACAGCUGAGUUUGACGAAAACUUGAAAAGUGGAACUAAUCCUGAACAAUUUCUGUGUACAGAGACAGAUUGCAUGGGCGAAUUGCGCAGUAACAGUCAGCAAGAAUCUCCAAAACCAAAAGUUUCACACGAGAAGGUAAAAAAGGGUUCUGAUAAUGUCAAAGGUGCUCCCACUUCAACAGUGAGUCAAGACACCAAACUACAAAACUCGGAUAUUACAAUUAAGGUGUCAAAAACUACUUUCAGCUCCGUCACUGAUAACCUGGUCGUGAAAGUCGACGAAAGUAGUCCGUGCCUAAGUAAAAAUCAUUCGCCAAAUUCCUUGAACGCCACUGACGAUGAACUCUCUAUAAAGAAACCAAGCGCAGAACAAUCAGAAUUAUCGAAAAGAAUUUUCGAAACAUCUGAAAAGCUCAAAGCGGUGCACAAAAUAGUUCACGAUUUGGAAAAAUCAUUGCCUAAAACCAAGGAAUCUGAUAUCAAAACAGAAACAUUGAAAAUGGACACACACAGAGUUUCUUCUCCUAGAUCGGAAAGAAAAGCUUCUCCAAUUCGCCACACAGCACCUAUCGUUACACCAAAGAAGCGACACAGACUAGAAGCCGACAAGAUUAUAUCUAACUCUAGUUUGGACCAAGUUGUACAAUCUUUAUCUAAAAAGUUAGCAGAAGACAAAACUGCCAGCGCGAAUAUUUGUAAAGACUUCAAUCAAAACAACUCCAGGGAAGACAUAAAAGAAGACCAGAAAUCUGAAUCCGUAUCACCUCAUAAUGAAACAUCCGCGAACAAUUCCACUUCCGAUCCAUUAAAGAGCAUGUCAGCUCGAUCGUUGUAUAAGAGUUCAAUACUGCCUGCCCAGAAAUCAGAAAUUAUGACUCGUAAGAAAAAUAGGUUAGAAGGCCUGACAAGUAAUUUAGUUUCAAAAAUAAAUCCAAGUGCAGCGACCAAGGUGUUGGACACACUUCUGAACAAUAAUAUACGGAAAUCAAUAGAAUCCCGUAUCCUUGAAAAAGAAAAGGUAAAUUCAGAUCCAGUUAAGUCAUUAGACGACAAAGGCAGAGUGAAGGAAGUUGCCCAAGUCAGCACUAGAGCAACUGUUAUUAAAUCCCCGGUGUCUAAAGGGAAGGUAAUGGACACAAAAAAGACAAAAGUAUCGGAUCUGGCUACCGAACAGUCUUUAGUUGUCAACAUCGACAAACCAACAGGCAUUUUCGAGCCGUCAGUCGAUUUGGAAGAUCAAAUACCGAAGUCGUCUAUCUGCGUCUCAAAUGCAUUAGGAGAUGCGAAGUCUAAAUUGAAAUCUAAAAGUUCAGACAGCAAAGGUAUAGCGUCUCUCCUUACGCCGAUAGAUACCGAGUCGGAAAUCCCAUUACCUUUAAUUUCCGAGACGCCGGAACCGAUUAUAAGGCCGAAGCGAGGGGAGUCCAUAGCGUCUGUAUUAUCAGAUAAAAUCCAGGAGACAAGUAGCCACAACUUACGUCAACCCAAAAGAAAUCUUAACAAUGAGAAUGAUGACGGGCGUGACAAGAAGAAAAAGAAAACCAUUAACAACAUUAUAAAGGAAAGCAAACUCUCCAUGUUAUCAACUAAACUGCUGGUCCCUAAGAUCCAAGCAGAGAAGCUGUCUAUGGCCGAGUGUAUGAAGAAAAUGAACUUACCAGAAAAGAAACCUGAGGUCACUGAUUCCAGCGACAGCAAAACAGGGGACACUACGAAGAAAAAGACAAGGAGGCGGAAAGCUAUUAACAGAACUGGUUUUCCAAGCGUCAAGAGGAAAAAGAAGAAAUUGGAUCCUAAUAGUAGUCACAACGCGACUACGUCUGACAGCCAUUUGACAUCCGAGGACACUGAUAACAACUCCGCGUUUGACAGAGUGCCUAAAGACGGAGAAGCAAUGAACAGCUUCUUGGAACGCACUAGUAACAAGCCGGAACUCAAGGUUGUGCUAAAUAAAGACGAAUGUCCGAGGCAGCAGGCUCGCCUCACAGUCGUGGCUCUUGAAAAAUUGCAAGGAAAGGUGGUCAAUGAAAACAAUAAUAAAACUGCUGGCAGUACAUUGACCCCCAACACAGCUAAAAAGAGCAGUGGUUCAUCCAUCUUAAGAGCUCCGGCUCUACAACUGAAACAAUCUAAGACUGAUAAGGAAAUCAAAAAUCACGUUAAUAAAUGGGAGGUAAUGAGUGAGACAGACAGCAUACCGUCGCUGACUAGCUCUCUCGGUAAUGACCCUGAAGACAGCAUACCGCUCAGUUUGCUAAACCUGAAAGCCGAUAGGCCGGCAAGUCAGAUGGAAGGCUUGAAACGCAAGACCCGAGCGAUGUCUCCCUCUCAAGAAAUCGACGAAAUUCUUACCAAGAGGAAAAACGUCGAGAAAAACAGUAAAGUAGGUUUGCGACCAAAAUCGAGUUUGGCCAUUUUGUACCCUUGCGAAAGGAGAUUAACCAGAAGUUCGGACAACACCAAUGAAGAAGGAAAGAGCAAAGCCAAAACCGAUCAGAAGUUGGAAACCCCGAAAGAAACACCGGCUAAGUCGGUUAAACCCUCUAUCACAACAAGGCGAAAGUCUCGCUCGUGUCAAAUGAACAAGAAAAUCGGCGAAGUCCACUCGAGUUCACGAGAAAGUUCACUAGAUACGGUCACAAGUCGCAAGCCGUGUUCUAAAUCUCGCGAGCCGUCGGUGGAUACCCUGCGAGACCACGACGAGAACGACCCGCUGCCGCUGCACGAGAAAGAGAUAGACUUCGAGAAGAGCAUCGACGUGCUGUCGAAGAGCAUCAUCAGCAAGAAGCGGGUGGCGUCAUCGCGCGACGACAGCCCGGCCGGCAGCGACCGCGAGAAGCCGGUGUCCAAGCGGAACCCGCGGCUGAGGAAGAAGUUCCUCGUCGCCGGCUUGUUCUCCGACUACUAUAAGGAAGAUAACAAACCAUCGGGUAAAACCAAAGCUGCACCGACGGCCGGGGCAGUAAUUCCCUCCGGGCUGCUCGCCCCGCCACCGUAUUGCGAGCGCUGGGUGCGGCGCCGCGCGCAGCCCUACGCGUUACCAUACGACAUCUGGUGGCAGCACCACUACAACCAACCAGUGCCUUCGUGGAACUAUAAGAAGAUACGCACAAACGUAUACUACGACGUGAAACCAUCAGCGGAGGAAUGCGAGAGCGUAGCGUGCCACUGCGCGCCGACCUCGCGCUGCAACGAGGACUGCAUCAACCGGCUCGUCUACGCCGAGUGUUCCCCGCAGCUAUGCCCGUGCGGGGACCUUUGCAAGAAUCAGCGGAUCCAGCGGCACGAGUGGGCCGGCGCCUUAGAGCGGUUCAUGACGGAGAACAAGGGCUGGGGCGUGCGGUGCAAACAGCCCAUCACCUCCGGGGACUUCAUACUCGAGUACGUCGGCGAGGUGGUGUCCGACAAGGAGUUCAAGGAGCGCAUGGCCACGCGAUACGCCCGCGACACGCACCACUACUGCCUGCAUCUGGACGGCGGGCUGGUCAUCGACGGGCACCGCAUGGGCGGCGACGGCCGCUUCGUCAACCACUCCUGCCGGCCCAACUGCGAGAUGCAGAAGUGGACCGCCAACGGCACAUUCAGAAUGGCGCUGUUCGCCCUUCGGGACAUAGAGCCGGGAGAGGAGCUCACGUACGACUACAACUUCUCGCUGUUCAACCCGGCGGUGGGACAGCCAUGCAAAUGCGACUCCGAAGACUGCCGCGGCGUAAUAGGCGGGAAGUCUCAACGUAUCACCAAACUCCCCGUGAAAACGCAAGCGCGAACAGCUUCCAACGCCUCCAACCAAUCACAGGGCUCCACCAGCCAGCCGCGCGUUGGUCGCCCAAGGAAAGCCGUCAAGUGCAACAAGAAAUCCGAGCAGGCGAGUUUGACGGCUUGCGAGAUCAAGAAUAUGACUAUUCUGAAGUAUCAGCAGCAUUUGAAUAAGCUGUGGCAGGAGCCGCAGGUUAAGCCGCUCACGGCGAAGGAGAGGAAUCUGGUCAAGGAGAGACAUUGCUUCUUGUUCAGGAAUCUGGAGAGCGUUCGCCGCACUCGCGACCGCCUGUCGCCGCCGCCCGCCGCCGCCGCCGCCCCCCCCGCGGCCGCCGCGCCGCCGGUGAACCCGCUGGAGCUGCCGGACACCAUGAGCCCGGACCUGUUCGCGCGCCGCCUGCGCCGCCUGCGCCGGCCCGCCGCCCGGCUGCCCGGGCUCGUGCGCCCGGAGGACGACCCCGGCAAGACCAAGAAGGAGAGGCUCGCGGCGGUGUUCGAGGCGCUCUACGACUAUGUUGUCCGAGUCACGGAUGACAAGGACAAGCCGCUCUGCACGCCACUGCUGAAAGCCAAAUGCAGCCAGAGCGACGACCCCCUGUGCGACCUUCCCGGCAUCGAGGCCAACGUGGCGGCGCGCCGGUACGACAGCGCGGCGCAGUUCGACGCCGACGUGAACGCCGUCUUCUCCAACGUGACCCGCGAGCACGGCCGCAUGUCCGCGCUCGGCUCCAUCGCGGUCACCUUGAAGAAGGAAUAUAAUCUCGCUAAAGCGGAAUUCGUCGAGCUGCUUAACAAGAUCCUCGGGCCUGACGAUCCUUUGCCGGCUGGUUUUGUACAGAAGGCCAAGCAAGAGGAGGUGAUAAUGUGCAUAUGCGGUCUGCACGUGGAGGAGGGGCUGAUGGUGCAGUGCGGCGCGUGCGGCGUGUGGCAGCACGCGCGCUGCAUGCGCGUCAAGGACACGCGCGCCGCGCACUACUGCCAGCUCUGCCACAAGGGGAAACAUCAGGUGGACCGCGAGAUUCCUCUAGAAGAAUGGACGGAGGAGGGGCACCAGUUCUACGUGUCCCUGAUGCGCGGCGCGCUGCAAGUCCGCCAGGGCGACACCGUCUACGUGCUGCGGGAUAUUCCCAUCGACGCGGCCAGGCCUGAUCUCAGCCAGGCCCAAGGGAAAGAUGAAGCUAAGACCAAACGGCCGGAUCGCAAGCUCAAGCAACUCAAGGGGAAGGAAGAUGCUGCGUCUAAUAAAGAGACGUCGGUCCGCAAGCACACAUACCAAACAAUCGGGUCCAUCCCGGUGUCCGAGCUGGACAUCUUCCGCGUGGAGCGGCUGUGGAAGCACAAGGACACGCAGGAGCGGUUCGUGUACGGACACCACUACCUGCGCCCGCACGAGACCUUCCACGAGCCCACGCGCAAGUUCUUCCACAAUGAGGUGAUGCGAGUUCCGCUGUACGAGGCGGUGCCCAUCGAGCUGGUCAUGUCGCAGUGUUGGGUCAUGGACCUUAACACUUAUUGCAAGGGGCGGCCGCUGGGCGCGCGCGAGGAGCACGUGUACAUCUGCGAGCUGCGCGUGGACCGCGGCGCGCGGCUCUUCACCAAGAUCUCGCGGCCCAAGUACCCCAUCUGCACCAAGCCCUACGCCUUCGACCACUUCCCCGCCCGCCUCAAGAUCACACGCACCUACGCCCCUCACGAAGUGUCGCCCGAGUACCUGAAAGGGCGCGCGGCCAAGACCGCGGCGCCGGCCGACAAGAGCAAGCCGGCCGCCAAGGACGCCGGCAAGAAGAAGCUGCCCGCCGUCGCCUACCCCGACACCAGCAAGAACUGUUCGGCGGGCGCGCGUCGGGAGCGGCAGGGCGGGCGCGUGAACGGCAUCGCGCGGCGGCUGCUGGCGCGCGGCGGCGGCGCGCGCGCGCUCGACGCCUCCUACCUGCUGCGCCGCGCGCCCGCCGCCGCCGCCUCCCCCCCCGCGCCGCCCCGAGCGCGCGCGCCCUGACCGCGCCGCUG